This is a messenger RNA of Plasmodium coatneyi, 1440 nucleotides long. RefSeq names its product Dna binding protein. The transcript has a single exon. The record is from RefSeq and is a predicted model, not a curated record. The coding region runs from base 1 to 1440 and encodes 479 amino acids. Gene Ontology annotation, molecular function: nucleic acid binding; 3'-5' exonuclease activity. Gene Ontology annotation, biological process: nucleobase-containing compound metabolic process. NCBI's taxonomy places the organism in Eukaryota, Apicomplexa, Aconoidasida, Haemosporida, Plasmodiidae.
AUGCGACCAGUGCGAUCGCUUUUUAGAAAGUGCAUGGGGACCUUCUGCACAGUUCACCCACACGAUGGAAAAGGUCAACAGUUAAAUCCGUUGAGGUUCCCCGGCUCGGUUAUAUACGUGCAUGAUGAGAAUGUCCAUAAAUAUGAAAAGAGCAUAAUACAGUACCUGCAUACCGACAUCGUCGGGUUUGACACGGAGUUCGUUUUGGAGUUAAGUGAAGGCCGCUCUAACAAUUUGGACAGCGGGAAGGUUCCCCCAAGGGGUCAACCACUUACGGACGCGAUCCGCAGGAAUGGGGUGCGAAAUAGCAUUUUAUCAGGCGCAUCCCCAAACAGAGUAAAUUUUAACAAGGAGACUAAGUUAAAAGGUUUCACGGCAAUGUCGACAGAAGGUAAUCUUUUAAAGAGAAUACGCAGGAAGAACUACCCACCAUGCAGUGAGAAGAAAACGCUGUGCCUGAUUCAGCUCAGCGCGAAAAAUCUGUGCUUCGUUUUUAACAUUAACAAACUCAAGGGGAAAAUCCCCAUGUGCGUGAAGGAAAUUAUGGAGGAUGAAAAAAUAAAAAAAGUUUGCCAUGACAUACGAAAUGAUAAGGAUAUGUUCCAAGAGCAAGAUAUCCAAAUAAGGAACUUUUUCGAUUUAUAUGAUUUUUGCAUGCAGAAUUUUCUGUACCCGCCUUCAUUACAAUUCUUAGUUAAAUUAUUUCUUAAAAAGAAUUUAGAAAAACAUUUUCGCUUGUCUAACUGGUUAAGUCAUGACUUGAAGGAAGAGCAAAUUCUGUAUGCUGCUGUGGAUGCCUAUGCGUCGAGGGAGGUCUAUAUGGUUUUAAAGGAACUGGGCAAGGUGAAUCCGUCAUGUGGGAUGAACAUCCUCCGUGUUGUAAAUGAGUCGUGUGAUCUGCCUUCACAGGGGAGGACUAAUGUAACCUCUGCUGUGAUGGAUCCCCAUUUGAUGACUCCAAUCGAUAAGGAGGAAAACCCAAGUGACGCAAAAAAGCCUUAUGAUGAAACCCCUCAAGGAGGAGAUAGUAAAAAUAAUGUUUUGUCAUCGAAGGCGCAGCAAAGUAGUAACACCGAAAUGGUAGAUGAAACGAAUAGGAGCACUGCCGAAAUGCACACCUCUGUCACGACGAUUGAGCAGAGUGACACUACGCCGGGGAAAAACACCACCGGGAUGGAAAAACAAACGUAUGCAUUUUUUGGAAGACACGAGAUAAGCACAAUUCAUGAGUUAAAAAGUAAGAUUCACGUGAAAUGCGCCCAACUGUGUAACAUAUCCUUUGUUGAAGAAAUGGUGUUUGCAGGCAGUGGCUAUAAAAACCGGAUGUCCCUGCAGGACGUGGAGAGAGGCAGGUCCCUCAUCGUGCUGCAUUCGCAGGGCUUCGAUGAGGAAGUCAGGUGCUGCCAGGAAAUACUGAGUUACAUGGACAGCGCGGCGUAG